Messenger RNA from Pangasianodon hypophthalmus (striped catfish), 3458 nucleotides. RefSeq names its product endoplasmic reticulum aminopeptidase 2 (gene erap2). Gene Ontology annotation, biological process: peptide catabolic process; proteolysis. NCBI's taxonomy places the organism in Eukaryota, Metazoa, Chordata, Actinopteri, Siluriformes, Pangasiidae. Bases 327 to 3137 code for a protein of 936 amino acids. The transcript has 19 exons. The record is from RefSeq and is a predicted model, not a curated record. Gene Ontology annotation, cellular component: cytoplasm. Gene Ontology annotation, molecular function: zinc ion binding; peptide binding; metalloaminopeptidase activity.
CACCGCCUAAAUGACAGAUAGAUAGAUAGAGAGAGAGAGAGAGAGAGAGAGAGAGAAAGAGAGAGAGUCUGUCUCUCACUGCUAGAGGAGGGAGCAGUUUAAAUUGCGCUAAUCCAGUAGCAGCUGCGCGCGCAGGGGAUUGUGGGUCAUCAGCGGCGACACGAAAGGGAAAAUGAAAGCUCGGGUUCGCGCGCCACAGUGACGCGGCUGAAACUCAGGUUAAACUGAAUGCAGUUCUCGCUGAAGCAUCAAGCUAAGAAUGAGAGGAGCGUUUUAGUGCUAAUACUACUACUCUUCAGUACAUAUAUUUCAUUCAAACCUCCAGUAUGGAUUUGUUACUUUUUGUCUUCACCUUAUUGGCAUUCCUUGGUACAUGCCUGUCCUCUGAAAGCAUCAACGCUGCAGCUGAAAACAUCCAUGUAGCGACCAAUGGCCUCCCUUUCCCCUGGAGCAAGUUGCGCCUUCCGAAUUACAUUAUUCCCAUUCAUUACCAUCUGCUCAUCCAUCCCAACCUCACCACUCUGAGGUUCAACGGUUCAGUCAAGAUUGAAAUUGAUGUGAAGAACAACACAAACUGGGUGGUCCUGCACAGCAAGAACCUUGAGAUCAUUACAGCUACUGUACUGGAUGAGAGUGAGGCUCACUUGUCUGAUAAAGUACUUCCUGUUCUGGAGUAUCCUUCCCACGAGCAGAUCGCCAUCUUCUCUCCUAAGAUUCUGUCCUCAGGAGAAAAGUACUUUCUUUAUUUGGAAUUUGGUGCAGCAUUGGUUGAUGGUUUCUAUGGCUUUUACAGGAGUACCUACAAAACCAAAGAAGGAGAAACAAGGGUAUUGGCAUCUACUCACUUUGAGCCGACCUCAGCACGGAUGGCCUUUCCAUGUUUUGAUGAGCCCAUAUUCAAAGCCAACUACUCUGUCCGGAUCAGAAGGGGAGCCUCACACAUUGCAAUAUCCAACAUGCCCAUAGAACAGACAGUGAAAUUAAAUGGUGGUCUGUUUGAGGAUCGGUUUGAAACGAGUGUACGGAUGAGCACUUACCUCGUGGCCUUCAUCAUCUGUGACUUCAAGUCCGUCAGUGGGCGAACUGCAACGGGGAUUGACGUUUCUGUUUAUGCUGCACCACACAAGUGGCACCAAACCCACUAUGCUCUUGAAGCCGCUAUAAAACUUUUGGAGUUUUAUGAGACAUACUUCAAUAUCUACUAUCCACUCCCCAAGCUAGAUUUGAUAGCAAUUCCAGAUUUCCAGUCUGGAGCAAUGGAAAACUGGGGUCUGACCACCUACAGAGAGACAUCUCUCCUCUAUGACCCAGAGGUCUCCUCUACCUCAGACAAGCUCUGGGUUACUUUGGUGAUAGGACAUGAGUUGGCCCAUCAGUGGUUUGGAAACCUGGUAACUAUGGAGUGGUGGAAUGACAUAUGGCUUAACGAGGGCUUUGCACAGUAUAUGGAGUUUGUUUCCGUCGAGGCUACGUUUCCACAACUGAAAGCGGAGGAUUACUUGUUGGACAUCUGCUUUUUAGCGGUUGGUCGAGACUCACUCAAUUCUUCCAGAGCAAUCUCAUCCUCUGCAGAGAACCCCACUCAGAUAAAGGAGAUGUUUGAUACAGUGUCUUAUGACAAGGGGGCGUGCAUUCUACACAUGCUGAGGCAUUUCCUGACAGAUGAUGUGUUCCAGAGUGGCAUAGUCAGGUACCUGAGGAAGUUCAGUUACAAGAAUGCCAAAAAUGAGGAUCUGUGGGACAGCCUGGUCAAUACCUGCUCUGAAGAGGAUUUUACAUUAGGAGAAUACUGUUAUAGUGACGGACAGGCUACCAAAAAUGCUUAUCUGUUUGCUGGGGAGCACAUAGACCUGAAGAAGAUGAUGUACACAUGGACUCUACAGAAGGGCAUCCCUUUGGUAACGGUGAAGCGACAGGGAACCAAGCUUUACAUUGAGCAGGAGAGAUUCAUAAAGACAGUCCAGCCCAGUGACCCACUGUGGCACUCAUUGCAAGCUGGCUAUCUGUGGCACAUUCCUUUGACCUACAAAUCAAGCCACUCCAGUGAAGAAAUGAGGCAUAUAUUAGAGACAAAGUCAGAUAUGCUGAUCCUCGAUCAGGAAGUGGAAUGGGUGAAGUUUAACACAGACAUGAAUGGCUACUACAUUAUCCACUAUGAUGCGGAGGGUUGGAGUGCACUAAUUAACCUUCUGCAAGUGAACCACAGUGCUGUGAGCUUUAAGGACAGAGCCAACCUCAUUCACAAUGCCUUUCAGCUGGUCACGGCAGGGCGCUUGACACUGGACCAGGCUUUGGAUCUGAUCACCUACUUAAAGUCUGAGACACACAAUGUUCCCCUCCUCCAAGGCAUCGGAUAUUUAGAAUCAUUUUACAAGAUGGUAGAGAAGAGAAAUAUAGCUGAUGUCACUCAAAAUCUCAAGACCUACAUCCUGCAGUAUUUUAGAAAUGUGAUAGACAAGCAGACUUGGAGUGAUGAGGGCACGGUCUCAGACAGGAGGCUGCGCUCAGAGCUUCUGUCCCUAGCGUGCGAUCUUGGUUAUUCUCCCUGUGUGGAAAAGGCCAAACAUUUCUUCCAAAGCUGGAUGAACUCUAAUGGAACAAUCAGCUUACCCACCGAUGUGGCUGAGACCAUCUACACAGUCGGAGCCCAGGAUAAUAACGGCUGGCACUACCUGCUGGAAAAGUAUGCGCUUUCCAUAAGUGCAGCAGAGAAAAGCAAAAUCCUCUCAGCACUGACGAGCAACAAGGAUCCAAAUAAGCUGCUAAGGCUGCUAGAGCAUGGGAUGGAGGGCUCAGUGAUAAAAGCCCAGGAUUUAUCUACAGUAAUAUACACUGUGGCCAGAAACCCAGCAGGUCAUUUCCUAGCUUGGGAUUUUGUGAAGAGCAACUGGAAUAAAUUGGUGGAAAAAUUUCAGCUUGGAUCAUUCUGUAUCAGAAAUAUAAUCAUAGGUACAACCGGGCAGUUUUCAUCUAAAGAGGAGCUCGCUGAUAUCAAGGAUUUCUUCAAUUCAAUUCGGGAGCAGUCGUCUCAGCUCCGCGUCACUCAGGUGGCUGUGGAGAAUGUGGAGAAAAACAUUCUGUGGCUGGAGAGGAAUUUAGAAACUCUGAGGAUGUGGCUUCAGAAGAGACUGAAUUAGAAAUUUCACAUGCUUCAGAAAAACAUUCAGAUGAAUUAAUUGAAAUUUUCACUGUUAAUUUUUUUUUAUAAGCAAAGCAGCACAGUUCAUAUCAGAAUACAGCACUUAAAGUACUGAUAAGAAAUUUUGACCUACAUUAAGCAUGGUUUGAGUUGUUUUAUAUUUCAGGGUAAAUGGAAAUAUGGGGAAAGAGAAAUGUGUUGCUUGUGUGGUGAUCAGUGUUACAUUUCCUUUAGGUUUUCUAAAAUGAGUUGUUAAAUAUUGUGGCUUAAAUAUGGUUUAAUGGUUUCUUAUUCCUUCAUAAAAUGAAAUUUAAAUAAU